Molecule: messenger RNA, 759 nt
Organism: Orycteropus afer afer
Lineage: Eukaryota; Metazoa; Chordata; Mammalia; Tubulidentata; Orycteropodidae
Gene: GLTP
Product: glycolipid transfer protein
Biological process (GO): ceramide transport; intermembrane lipid transfer
Cellular component (GO): cytosol; cytoplasm; membrane
Molecular function (GO): ceramide 1-phosphate transfer activity; ceramide 1-phosphate binding
Source: RefSeq, a predicted model, not a curated record
CCUGCGGCGGGCGGCGCUGACGGCCCCGGCGCUGACGGCCCGGGCGCUGACGGCGGCGGGCCGGGGGGGGGUGUGGACGCCCGCGCCGCUGGCUGGGGCAUCACCGCGGGCCUCGACCCAGAAAUGGCGCUGCUAGCCGAGCACCUCCUGAAGCCGCUGCCCGCGGACAAGCAGAUCGAGACGGGGCCCUUCCUCGAGGCCGUGUCCCACCUGCCGCCCUUCUUCGAUUGCCUCGGGUCCCCAGUGUUUACUCCCAUCAAAGCGGAUAUAAGUGGCAACAUCACGAAAAUCAAGGCCGUGUAUGACACCAACCCCACCAAGUUCCGGACCUUGCAGAACAUCCUGGAGGUGGAGAAGGAGAUGUACCCAGCAGAGUGGCCCAGAGUGGGGGCGACGCUGGCUCUGAUGUGGCUUAAAAGAGGCCUCCGCUUCAUCCAGGUCUUCCUGCAGAGCAUCUGCGACGGGGAGCGUGAUGAGAACCACCCCAACCACAUCCGCGUCAACGCCACCAAGGCCUACGAGAUGGCCCUCAAGAAGUACCACGGCUGGAUCGUGCAGAAGAUCUUCCAGGCAGCAUUGUACGCAGCCCCCUAUAAGUCUGACUUCCUGAAGGCACUGUCCAAGGGGCAGAAUGUGACGGAGGAGGAGUGUCUGGAGAAGACCCGCCUCUUCCUGGUCAACUACACGGCCACCAUUGACGUCAUCUAUGAGAUGUACACCAAGAUGAAUGCCGAGCUCAACUACAAGGUGUAGGUGUGC